Synchytrium microbalum is the source of this 1710-nucleotide messenger RNA. RefSeq lists its product as uncharacterized. Gene Ontology annotation, molecular function: macrolide binding; peptidyl-prolyl cis-trans isomerase activity. Gene Ontology annotation, cellular component: chromatin; nucleolus. The transcript is spliced from 8 exons. The coding region runs from base 1 to 1710 and encodes 569 amino acids. NCBI's taxonomy places the organism in Eukaryota, Fungi, Chytridiomycota, Chytridiomycetes, Synchytriales, Synchytriaceae. The record is from RefSeq and is a predicted model, not a curated record.
AUGACUUCCAACGGGUUCUUCGGUCUGGUAGUCCAACCUGGCAAGACUUAUGAACAGAUCACCGAGCUGCCAUUACGUCUUACCAUGGCCUCAAUUGGUCCUGAUGACAAGAAGGAGAUCGGAACCAAAAGAACCUACUUGAACUUCCGUAACGAUGAUCAAGACUUUACUGUUUGCUCUUUGGCUCCAAACACUCACGAGACUCAAGUCAUUGAGAUGCUCUUUGAACCGGGUCAGCCAUUGACAUUCUUCUCCACUGGUGACUGUGCUAUUCAUUUGACUGGUCACUACAUGGAUGAAGACAACUACCCAGUCAUGGAUGAAGAAGAAGAUGACGAAAAUGAAGAAGGCAUCGAUAUGGGUGAUGAAGAAAUUGAUAGUGAUGAAGCUGGUGAUGUUGAUGAAGUCAUGUUCGGAAAGGCUAUGUCCAAGAAGGCUCUCAUUCCCUCUCGCAAAUCCGCCAUGGAAGGCGACGAUGACUCUGACGAAGACAUGGAUGGUCUCCUUGAAGAAGACGACGAAGACGAUGAAGCAGACAUUGAAGAAAUGACUGAAGAUGAACGUCGUGACCUCAUCAAACACUUGAUGGAUACUGCUGAAAGUGAUGAUGGCUUGACUGCUGAAGAACGUGAAGAAUUGAUUCGAAAAUUCGUCGAGGGUAACUACUCUUCUGAUGAAUUCGAAGACGAGGAUGAUGAUGACGAGGAUGAUGAUGAAGAAACGGAAGAAAUUGAUGAUAUGGAUAUUUUCCGACUUGCUGCUGGUGUAAAACGUAAGGCUGAGAGUAAACCAAUUCCUAUUCCUCCUGCUGGCAAGAAGGCGAAACUUGUUGAACUCACUGAUGCAACCGAGGUCAAGAAACCUGAAGUACCCGUCAAGGCUGCUGCAACAUCUAGUGCACCAGCUUCUCUCGUCUCAUCUGACGCUCCAGAAGCCGAUAAAAAGACCGAUAAUGCUACCUCCGCUACCACUCCCAACAGCGCCACCACCAACGGUAAAAAGACCAAGGCACAAAAGAAGGCAGAAAAGAAGCAACAAGAAGCUGCUGCCAAAGCUGGACAAGUUUCAGCUGCCGCUGCUGCCCCUGCCGCCACUGCUGCCAAGGUUGAACCAAAAGCCAAUGGAGUCACUGCUGAAGUAAAGAAGGACGUAGUAGCAGAAAAGCCUCAACCGUUAUCUGCCAAAGCUGUUGCCAAGCAACAACAGCAACAACAGGCCAAGAAGGAAGAAUCUGGCUCUCCCAAAGUAGAAGCUAAAGCUGAAGUCAAAACCGAAGCUAAACCUAUUGCAAAGAAGGAAGCCAAUGGCGAUGUUGCCAAACCACUUGAAAAUGGUGACGCAGCAGCAGCAGAAAAGCAACCCAAAAAGAAGACUCUCCCCUCUGGUCUACAAAUUGAAGAUAUCCUUGUUGGAAAAGGAGCACGAGCAAAGCCUGGUAAACAAAUGUCUGUCCGAUAUAUUGGUAAAUUGGCUUCCAAUGGCAAAGUCUUUGAUUCAAACACCAAAGGUGAACCAUUCAAAUUCCAGUUGGGUAAACAAGAAGUUAUUCGUGGUUGGGAUGUUGGUCUUCAGGGAAUGAGUGUAGGCGGUACCCGUAAAAUAGUCAUCCCACCUGCAUUGGCAUAUGGAUCUAAAGGUGCUCCACCAGAUAUCCCAUCCAACGCUACUCUUGAAUUCGAAAUCAAGUUGCUUGAUGUUGGUAAAAACUAG